Molecule: messenger RNA, 3145 nt
Organism: Panicum virgatum (switchgrass)
Lineage: Eukaryota; Viridiplantae; Streptophyta; Magnoliopsida; Poales; Poaceae
Product: elongation factor G, mitochondrial
Exons: 20
Coding region: 422-2698 (758 amino acids)
Biological process (GO): mitochondrial translational elongation
Cellular component (GO): mitochondrion
Molecular function (GO): translation elongation factor activity; GTP binding; GTPase activity
Source: RefSeq, a predicted model, not a curated record
GGACCCGAUUAUCUCGCGUACCUGGUAAUCAAGCUAUUUCCCCCAACUGCCCUCUCUCCCGACGCCAGUCCCCUGCGCCCCUUCCCCGCCGUCCCUCUCCCUGCGCCGCCUCUGCUCGGGCUCCGGCGUGGCGGCGUGCCUCACCCCUGCCCUGGAGUACGCCGCCGCCCAGGAACCGCGCCGGCCCCUCUGCCGCCCAGGAACCGCGCCGGCCCUCUUCCCAAGUGCCGGCGGCGGCUAGAUCUGGCGGGGGCUGUAGGUCGAGGAAUACCCGCUGCUGCCUCACUCGUUUUUGGUACACGGACUGACGGACUAGGUUGUUUUUUUUUGUUGUUGUAACAGAACAAGUCCCCCAAAAUUCCAAAACCCCACGUCUCAUCGCGCCGCCGCCAGUGCCGCUACCGCCGAGAAAUCCGCGGCGAUGGCCAUGGCCCGGCGUUCAGGCUCCCAUCUCCUCUCCUCCUUCCGCCCUUUCUCCCUCCUCCUCCAGCCGCCCCUCGCUGAUGCCCCUUCGCCGGCGGCCUCGGCCGCGGUGGCCUCAGCUCGGCGGGCUCUGUCGUCGGCGUCGGCCCUGCGGGCGCGGGACGAGAAGGACGCGGCGCGGUGGCGGGAGUCGAUGGACCGGAUGCGGAACAUCGGCAUCUCCGCGCACAUCGACUCCGGGAAGACGACGCUGACAGAGCGGGUCCUCUACUACACCGGCCGGAUCCACGAGAUUCACGAGGUUCGCGGGCGCGACGGUGUUGGCGCCAAGAUGGAUUCCAUGGACCUCGAGCGCGAAAAGGGAAUCACCAUCCAGUCCGCUGCCACCUACUGCACCUGGAAGGGGUACCAGGUUAAUAUUAUUGAUACUCCAGGUCAUGUGGAUUUCACCAUUGAGGUUGAAAGGGCACUCCGUGUUCUUGAUGGUGCUAUACUUGUGCUAUGUAGUGUUGGUGGCGUACAAAGUCAGUCGAUCACUGUUGAUCGGCAAAUGAGAAGAUAUGAAAUUCCAAGGGUUGCGUUCAUUAACAAGUUGGACCGUAUGGGAGCUGAUCCAUGGAAGGUUCUUAACCAGGCACGUUCCAAGCUCCGGCACCACAAUGCAGCUGUACAAGUACCCAUAGGAUUAGAAGAGGAGUUCGAGGGUCUUGUUGAUCUUGUAGAAAUGAAGGCUUAUAAGUUCGAGGGUUCUAGUGGCCAGAAUGUCACUGCAUAUGAUGUCCCAUCGAACAUGGCAGAUUUAGUCAAUGAGAAGCGACGUGAACUUAUUGAAGUUGUUUCCGAAGUAGACGAUCAACUUGCUGAAGCUUUUCUCAACGAUGAGCCAAUAACAGCUAAUCAGCUUAAGGCGGCUAUUCGAAGAGCAACAGUGGCACGGAAGUUCAUACCAGUCUACAUGGGAAGUGCAUUCAAAAAUAAGGGUGUUCAACCACUUCUUGAUGGUGUGCUGGACUAUCUACCAUGCCCAUUGGAGGUUGACAACUACGCCCUUGAUCAAAACAAUUCGGAAGAGAAGGUAUUAUUGGCUGGGACUCCAGCUGAGCCACUUGUGGCAUUAGCAUUUAAGCUAGAAGAAGGCCGUUUUGGUCAGCUGACAUAUCUAAGAAUCUAUGAUGGUGUGAUUCGGAAGGGUGACUUCAUAUACAAUGUCAAUACAGGGAAGAAAAUCAAAGUUCCUCGCUUGGUAAGGAUGCACUCCAAUGAGAUGGAGGAUAUUCAAGAAGCACAUGCUGGCCAAAUUGUUGCUGUUUUUGGUGUUGAUUGUGCAUCAGGCGAUACAUUUACUGAUGGAACAGUGAAAUAUACUAUGACUUCAAUGAAUGUCCCUGAACCUGUGAUGUCUUUGGCAGUUUCGCCUAUAUCUAAAGAUUCUGGAGGACAAUUUUCAAAAGCUCUUAAUCGCUUCCAAAAGGAGGAUCCUACUUUCCGUGUCGGUUUGGAUCCGGAGAGUGGACAGACAAUUAUUUCAGGGAUGGGUGAGCUGCAUUUGGAUAUAUAUGUUGAACGUAUUAAGAGAGAGUACAAGGUGGAUGCGAAGGUAGGAAAACCUCGUGUUAACUUCAGGGAAACUAUCACUCAGCGCGCUGAAUUUGAUUACUUGCACAAAAAGCAAUCUGGUGGUCAAGGUCAAUAUGGACGAGUUUGUGGGUACGUUGAACCUCUUCCAUCAGGUUCUGGUGGUAAAUUUGAAUUUGACAACAUGAUUAUCGGACAAGCAAUUCCUUCAAACUUUAUACCAGCAAUAGAGAAGGGUUUUAGGGAAGCUUGUAAUUCGGGUUCAUUGAUUGGGCAUCCUGUUGAAAAUAUCAGAAUUGUACUGACUGAUGGGGCUUCACAUCAAGUGGAUUCCAGUGAACUUGCUUUUAAGCUAGCUGCUAUCUAUGCUUUUAGACAGUGUUACACUGCUGCCAAACCUGUAAUAUUAGAACCUGUGAUGAAGGUUGAACUGAAAUUUCCGACCGAGUUCCAGGGAACAGUAACUGGCGACAUGAACAAGAGAAAAGGGAUCAUAGUUGGAAAUGAGCAGGAAGGUGACGACACAAUUGUAGUUUGCCAUGUUCCUCUAAACAAUAUGUUUGGAUACGCAACAGCGAUUCGAUCAGUGACUCAGGGGAAAGGAGAAUUUACAAUGGAGUAUCUAGAGCACAAUAUUGUCUCGCAAGAUGUACAGAUGCAAUUAGUGAAUUCAUACAAGGCGGCCAAGGGCACAGAGUGACUCUUCUGGAUUACAGAGGAACAAAUUUUGUUUACAGUUUAUAUGUUAAUUUGCAAUGAUUCAUACUAAAUGGUUUGAAGCAAAUAUACAAGCAUGCUUAGGGAUGGCAAUGGGUACCCGAAAUCCGAAACCCGACGGAUUUUUGCUCCAUUAGGGUACGGGUUUGAGUCAACUUUUAGACCCGUGAGUUUGUUAAUGGGCACAAAGUCCUACCCGUUGGGUUUAUGGGCAUGGGUUUGUUCCUAUAAUACCCAAAUUCGUGAACCCAUGGGUUUUUUAAACCCGAUCCAACAUAGAGCAAUUGUCAUUUUAUUUUGUGAGAUUAUAACAAAUUUAACAUCUCUUUCCUACAAUUCUUACUUCACCUUAUUGUUUAUAUAUGCAUAUGAUGGAUUUGUAACAUUUUAUGGUGUUUCGAUCAUUUAAAUAUAGAGUUUGUUAUUUAUA